This is a messenger RNA of Rodentolepis nana, 1656 nucleotides long. The record is from the annotation of a GenBank genome assembly. NCBI's taxonomy places the organism in Eukaryota, Metazoa, Platyhelminthes, Cestoda, Cyclophyllidea, Hymenolepididae.
AUGGAGCAUUACGGAAUUACUGGUAGCUAUCCGUCCUCUUAUGGGGCGGUUCAGAACUGGUUAAUGGCCUGCUACAUUGUUCACUUACAAUCUCAGUCACUACAACCGGAGCAGAAUAAGGAAAUUUCUUACCCGAGAAGGAGCAACGAAAUUGAGGCUCCGCCGCAAGUGGAGAUGGUCGUUUCUGAAACUGAAUCGGAGGUUUCCGGUUCGUUCUCCGGUUUCUCAGUGCUAUCAGGUUCGUCACCCUGUUCAAGCACAUCAGUAUCAUCAUGUGCUUGCGAUCUGCGAAUCAUGAAAGACAUGUCGAAACUUUCUGAGCUAGAAGACAAGCCGCCUAAAGAAUGUCAUGAUGCCUCAAAAACUGGUCGAAGUUAUGAUGAACGAGAAAUUCAAAGAAAAGAACGCAACAAUGCGGCAUCACGUAAGUCACGAGCUCUUCGAAAGCAUCGAUUUCAGCAAAUGUUACGGGAAACUGAACGCUUGACCAACUCCAAUGCCCGACUGCGAGCCUUCGUGGAAGAAUUGAAUUCCAUCAUGAUUGAAUCUCGGGCCAUACUUUUCAAAACUUUUGCUGGCUCAGUCACCACUGAUCUGCCCGGAAAAUUCAAAAGACAAGCCGUCAACAUUAGACUUCAACGUAUUUCUUCCAAUACCAGGAAUAUAGAAGAACUAUGCUCGGAAAAUUUGACAGUUGCCCAAAAGUCUCACUCAUCAAAUCCUAUCACAAUGACGAGAUGUACGAAAAUCCGACAAAUACGGCCUGUAAAGACCCGCAUGAUUGGCUUGGAUGCUCAAGACGAAUUUGUCACUUGCGAUUUCGCCAAUUCUUACGACCCUAGCAUCGAAGAGAAGCUUGGAUCUUUCGAAAAAAGUCCUUACUCCUAUACAAUUGUGGAUACGCAUUUCAAAGAAUUUGAUUACUGCCCGGAAAUUGCAGCUAAUAUUGAAUUAGUAUCGUCUUCGUCAUUGAAUGCAACAUCUUUUAAUCCAUACCUUAAUCUUGGAAGCUACUUACGUUCUAUUGAAUCUUUUGAAGAAGAAAACGAAUAUUUAAGCAAUACAAUGUCUAAUUUUUCACACAAACUACCUGAACUUGAUAAGGACUCCUUAACUGAAGCUCUUAAUGAUAUUGAAAAUUUAACAUCCAUGCAGUCUACUUCGGAGACGGAGGCAAUGGAACUCGAAAGGCUUGACACCGAGGAAGAUUUCCCCACUCCACUUACCAGUCCUCAUCUUCAUAAAAUCUUUUCCAAUGACAGUCCUGAUGAUACUGCUGAUGAAUCUGAUUGGGAAGAAAUAUUCUCACAACAGAACAAACUAAUUGAGCAAUUCGUGCAGAUUGUAGAUAAUCAGUCAACACGUCAAGAUGUUGUGAUGUACUCAACAAGUCAAGCCUCCCCACUUCGAGAUAGUGAAAGCCUGCAGUGUUCCACAACUCAGUGCAACUUUGCCGAGGAUAGGGAAAAGGACAGACGACAAAGGAAUAACAUUGCCUCUCGGAAGUCUCGAGCUAUGAAAAAGGAGCGUUUUGCCGCCAUGCAAAGCGAGAUUGAUCAGCUUCGAGCAGCCAAUCAAAAACUGAAGGCAAUGGUGGAUGAAUUGGAUUUGGCUAUUGAUGAAGCAAAGUCCAUUGUCUUACCUCCUAAACCAUAG